AUCAUUCGCACACCAAUGUAGUACAGUCUAGCAGUAAAAAAACAGUGUAUCUCCACUGGAGUUCACCACAGCGCUGUGCCUUGGUUCAUUGCUGGCCUAUUCAAUUCAGCUUCGUGGGUAUUGUUACGGAAAGCGUAAACGCAUUCUUAGAAAAGUGAUAUCAUUGGUUCGAUAGAUCUAUACCUUUGUGUUGGAGGACUUUAGUCUACUUGUUCUACUGCUGUUCUAGGAAAAUAUAAUUAUUGAACGUGUAUAGUCUAUUGGGAGAAGACUAGGAAUAUUGCAUAGCAAGUCAGUAGCUAUGGAUUUUUUCAAACGAUUGAUGAACCGAGUGUAUAGUUUCUUCGGAAUAAAACAGAUAAAAACUUGCCAAGAAAAACAUCAGCAUUUCAUUGGCGUCCAAGAUGUCGUAGACAGAUUUCCAGAAGAGUAUAAAACUGAUGAAGAUUUGCUAAAUCUGGUCAAACACAUGUGUGAUCUUACGGUCCAUAUACAGAUAAGUAAAGGAGAAUCCGGUUUUUUGCACGGAACUGGUUUUAUUCAAAGAGUAAGAACAGCACGAGGGAUUAAAUGUCCUGACAGAAACUGUUCUUUAAGAGGGAAGAGCCACGCGUGGGUCGUUGUCACGGUAACGACCGUGUACCACGUUGUAGAGACGCAAGGGUAUGCCGAGCUGGCUGAAAUAACCUUGAACUUUGACCAGGAUGUGCCACCUUCUCCCUCGUGCAGAGGCUGCAAGCUGCUGGAGUCGGACAAAGAAACGGACCAUUACGAUUGGUGCGCUGUGGAGUGCGAGUCACAUGAACUCGACCUUGAGGAGAAACUCAAAAGCUGCAUAAGUUCUCUAGAGGAACUACAGAGGGCAACGUACGAAAGGUACAAAGGCGCGGAUCCUCGUCUUGUGGUGGUUGUUGGUCAUCCUCACGGGGGUCCUAAGAAGGUUACUUUCGGAAAAUGGACCAAGAAAGACAUUCUCAAAGAGAUUCGAAGCAAUCAGGACUGGUGCCGAUAUGUCCACACGUCCGCCACCUGCCCAGGAAGCAGCGGCUCCCCUGUUUUCAUUCUCGGGCAGCCCCUGUGUGGAUAUGGUUACUGGUUUGGGCACCCUCAUAAUCAUAGCGGCAGGGCGCCAGAUGACAGCGUAGCGUUUACUUCUAUUGGCUCUGAGCACUUACAGUAACAAAAACUAAAAGCUAGAUGGCGCUUUGAGAGAAACGUCUAGGACAAAAGAGUUCUGUACUAAUAUACAGUGGAUCUUCUGGUUGCCAUGUAGGGCUAUACAGAAUUUGAGAGGUUAAAUUAGCCUACAAGAUGGUUGCCGGGUCGUGCGGUAUGAGCACUGGACUGUUGUUCUGUUGUCUCGAUUGUCCCAGGUUCAAACUCUGCCCACUUCCAUCCCCGUGGUCCUGCGGAAGGUUUGGAUUAGGAAGUAAAUUAUUUUCAAAUCUGAAGGAACAUCCGAAACAUGUAACACAUUUUACUAACAAUUCUUAUAUCUGUGAUAAACUGAGCCUUGUUCCCCAGUUUGUGAAUGCCCUUGUGCUCUACACUUUCAUCAAGAGGGUGCACUAUCUUGUGCACAUAGGCGGUGAACAGACUAUUGAACAAUUUUAACCAUUUUAUUUGUUUAGCCACAAAGCAGAAGUGCUACGAAGUGUAACGGAUUUAACGGAUGUAUAUGCGAGUUGUGAUUAAUCUAUUUCUACAGUACCUUGAUAAUAAUCCUAGAUGCUUGGGUAUACUGUAUAGUGUAUUAUAUAUGAGAACAAGAAACAUACAUAGUCACAAAGGAUCAACGCACAGUAAUUAAGUUCACUCAUGAUGAAAUAGAAUAACGAACUUUAUACAGAAUGGGAAACAGUCGAGUCAGUCACUAAAAGCGAUGUUAUCCCUUCAAGAGCCUAGCAGUACUGUCCUAAAAGUCUACAUCAGUAAUUUCUAACCCAAAGCCUAUGUCGUCACUAAAAUAGCGCUUUCAAAGUCUUGUCUACUACAGUUAGUCUCUAAACUAAACGAAGUGUCUAACAGCUACUAAAGCAGUCAAAACUACAAUUAAUAUUAACAAAGAUAAUCAUAGCUUUUAUAUAGCGCUACUUUCAUGCUAAUAGCAUGCUCAGAGCGCUAUGAUCCAAUCUCAUUUGUGGACCAGUGGGGGGGGGGGGUAUCUGGGAGUAGGUUUUUCGUGCUGCCUUUAGGCGCUCAGUAAACACAACUCUGCCCGAGUCGGGUGUCGAACCUCGAGCCCACUUCAUAGGGAGCCAAGCCAAGCCAAGUUCAAGCGUACUCAACCACGCUUCCCACUAUAUAAUAAUAUUGUAAUAAUAAUAUAGUAAUAAUAACAAUAUACACAUAAUCACUCAAGUAAAGCAGAGCAGUAACAAAACUGUGUGUUGUUGUAAUCGUCCAUUUAUUGUCAUUGUAGAAUUAAACAUCCUGAUCAUCUCAAAGCCUCUUUCGUUGAGUGGUUUGCUAUUGAAUGUUGAAUAUCGAAUGUAUCGUGCCCCCUUGUCCCCU
Biomphalaria glabrata is the source of this 2514-nucleotide messenger RNA. RefSeq lists its product as uncharacterized. The coding region runs from base 302 to 1180 and encodes 292 amino acids. The transcript has 3 exons. NCBI's taxonomy places the organism in Eukaryota, Metazoa, Mollusca, Gastropoda, Planorbidae. The record is from RefSeq and is a predicted model, not a curated record.